Messenger RNA from Vombatus ursinus (common wombat), 6263 nucleotides. RefSeq names its product ganglioside induced differentiation associated protein 2 (gene GDAP2). The record is from RefSeq and is a predicted model, not a curated record. NCBI's taxonomy places the organism in Eukaryota, Metazoa, Chordata, Mammalia, Diprotodontia, Vombatidae. The coding region runs from base 240 to 1733 and encodes 497 amino acids. The transcript has 14 exons.
AGUCAGAGUCUCGAGACUCUCUGCCUCAGUUCCCCGUGUGCUAUUCGCUUUCUAUCCGUUUCUGCUGCUCUUGGCCGAGCGGGUUCUGGGGAUGUGGCGGAGCCGCCCGCUUUCCGGAGCUUGACCCCGUCCUAGCCCCCCAGCCCCACUCCCACUGUCCGAAUGGAGAAGCAGAAGCGCGCUUAUAGGAGUUCCAUUAAAAACUAAAUUGCUAAGAAGUUAGAGCCAAGUUUCAUACCAUGGAUCCUUUGGGUGCUCCUUCCCAGUUUGUGGAUAUUGAUACUCUGCCCAGCUGGUUUGAAUGGUAUGAAGCAGAUGAAGUAGAUUCCUCAGAAACUCUAACUGAAAAAUUCCAAGAUGAAGUCAUUAGAUCACCUUUUCCCUUCAGUAAAGAGCUCAGUGGAAAAGUGAUUCUUUGGAAAGGAGAUGUAGCUUUACUGAACUGUACAGCUAUAGUCAAUACCAGCAAUGAAAGUCUCACUGAUAAGAAUCCAGUGUCAGAAAGCAUCUUUAUGCUUGCAGGGCCUGACUUGAAAGAAGAACUCCAGAAGCUCAAAGGUUGCCGAACAGGGGAAGCAAAGCUUACAAAAGGAUUCAAUCUGGCUGCCCGUUUCAUCAUUCACACCGUGGGACCUAAAUACAAGAGCCGCUAUCGCACAGCAGCUGAAAGCUCCCUAUAUAGCUGCUACAGAAAUGUACUGCAAUUGGCAACGGAGCAGGCAGUGUCCUCUGUAGGAUUUUGUGUCAUCAAUUCUGCAAAAAGAGGAUAUCCUUUAGAGGAUGCCACCCACAUAGCACUCCGCACAGUGAGAAGAUUCCUAGAAAUUCAUGGGGAGACCAUUGAAAAAGUAGUAUUUGCUGUCUCUGAGCUUGAAGAGGCAACCUACAGAAAGCUACUGCCUUUAUAUUUUCCAAGGUCAUUAAGGGAAGAAAGCCAGUCUCUACCCUACCUUCCUGCAGAUAUUGGAAAUGCCGAAGGGGAGCCAGUAGUACCAGAGCGACAGAUCAGGAUUAGUGAAAAACCAGGUGCUCUGGAUGACAACCUAGAAGAAGAUGAGGGCUUGGGAGCUGAUCUCUCCUUCAUUGGAUCUCAUGCUUUUGCUCGAAUGGAGGGAGAUGUUGAUAAACAGAGACGACUGAUUCUUCAGGGACAGCUCUCAGAGGCAGCUCUGCAGAAACAGCAUCAAAGAAAUUAUAAUCGCUGGCUAUGUCAAGCAAGAGCUGAGGAUCUAUCUGAUAUUGCUUCUUUAAAAGCCUUGUACCAGACAGGUGUAGAUAACUGUGGUCGCACAGUGAUGGUGGUAGUUGGAAGAAACAUUCCUGUAACAUUAAUAGAUAUGGACAAGGCUCUAUUAUAUUUUAUCCAUGUAAUGGAUCACAUUGCUGUAAAAGAAUAUGUCUUAGUAUACUUUCACACACUUACUAGCGAGUACAAUCACCUGGACUCUGACUUCCUGAAGAAACUCUAUGACGUUGUUGAUAUCAAAUACAAGAGGAACUUGAAAGCAGUUUACUUUGUCCAUCCAACAUUUCGAUCAAAGGUAUCAACAUGGUUUUUCACCACCUUUUCUGUCUCAGGACUAAAGGACAAAAUCCACCAUGUGGACAGCCUCCACCAGCUCUUUGCUGCCAUAUCCCCAGAACAGAUUGACUUUCCACCCUUUGUUCUUGAAUAUGAUGCCAGGGAAAACGGGCCUUACUAUGCAUCUUAUCCCCCAUCACCAGAUCUGUGAUCUUCCAUCUUGUAGUACUGCUGGUUUCCAAGGAUGACUCCCUCUUCAUGGCCUGCUGCCUGUUGAAUUGAAAUUCAUUUGUGCUGUACAGAAUUCAGAGAAGGUCUUUUGUCCCCACCUCUCUGGUAUUUUUUUAUUGACAUUAUAUUUUCAGGCACAUAAACAAUCUGCAAAUGUUAGGUCACUGUGCACUGUGUACCACUGUUUUAAAUUUGUAUGUGCAUAUCUAGUGAAAAUACUGGUAUUUCAGGAUAAAAGGAAGGAGAGGUUUUGUGUCUGUGUCCCCUGUUGGAGAGCAACUUUCAAAUGUCUUAAAUUUCCUGAAAAGACAUCAGACUCUUGGACAGUCUGUCAGUCUUGAUCAUAUUGUCACCAUCACAUUGAAAGCUGCCUGGGGCACUGAACCAUUUGUAAUAGUGUACAGAACCAUUCAGACUACACUUAUCAGAUAGGCCCAUUGCUUCCGAUCCUCUUGUGUUGUUUACUUCUUACAUAUACAGAUGCUUUACCUAUGACAAAGAAGAAUGGUGUGAGACUGAGAAUGUCAGAAAUGAUUUGACUGGAAUUCUAUUGCUUGACAAAAGAUCGUUGAGAAGGUUAGCAGAAUAUGGGCUGUGUGAGUGCCAGGCUCAUAUCCCUGCAUUAGAUGGCGUGUGGGGGUGCCCCUGCUUUGGUCUUAACAGUAUGGUAAAAGGAUGCCUUUUUUCACUCUUUUCUGUAAUCAGAAGUGUUUGUGACCUCUUUUUAAAAGCUCCAGCUGUCUUAGUCCUCUAAGUAAAUAGGAACUACCUAACAGUUCACCAAGAAUUUAUUAAGUAUCACAUGAGAAAGAAACUAAUGAUAUGUUCACUUCCUUUUAGGAAUAUAUGUGUGUGUGUGUGUAUACACACACACACACACACACACACACACACACUGCCCUCCUCUAAUGAUGCCUGGUUUUGUGUAACUGUCCCUUAUAUGAUCCUGCCUUGGGAGACCUUGUCUAAUGAUUAGACCUCCUGGCCUUGCCCGCUUCUGUAAGGAGGAUGAGCAGAUUCAAGGGGUGUGACUCUUGGCAUCGUUGCUAGUCUUGCUAUUUGUACCUUAGGCUUCUGCCUUAGCCUGCUGAGCUGUAAAAUGAGUAUGAUUUCACCUACCUCAUGGAGGUAUGUAUGAGAAGGUAUAGUAUCUAGAAAAGGACUCAAUUAUCUUUGAGCUACAGGUGCUAAAAGAAUGUGAAGUGGAGGUGGUGCCUCUGUUUGGAAGUUAGGAAUGAAAUUUCAGUGAGCUCUGUAGGACUCCCCUUAUCUCUGACUCCCAGUACUGUUUCCGCUUUUCAGGAGAAAUACAGCCAUCAGUGAAUAAUUCCAAUGCUAGCACCUCCCACCUCUGACUUUGUCCAGAAUUUUUUUAACCAUUGAUGAAAGUGUCAGUUGGAAAGGCAUUUUUUUUUUGGAGGGGGGGGUUUAUUCUUAAGGGUUAAUGAUCAUCGACAUAUUCCUAAUGCCCCCUCAGUGUCUUAGCACUCACCUUAUUCCCCACCCCCCAAGCCCCUGCACACAUGUACACAAAUAAUUUCUAUCUGGACAACUGUUGUAAUGUGCAUAGGCCAGUCAAAGGUGUGAGCCUAAGUGCGGGCUCCGUACAACCUUCCAAGUCGCCUUUUACUCUUUCAAUAGCAACGCUCUGAUGUUCCAUUUAAUUCUCCAGUGCAUAAGGAAUGGAGCUUAUCUCCCAAGUACCAAAAGAUUAAUAACUUUAGAGGAAAUUAGUUAUGGGAUUGGCUAAGUCCCUUCCCCUUUAGUUAUUAAAGAGUUUAGCAAGUGAAUGUCGUUUUUUUUUAAGUGAGAGACUGAAGUGUCAGUCCCCCAUGAACAUGUGAUUUAGUAGCAAAAAUGGUCUUCUUUUUCUUGUUCCAUAUUUUGUGAGUAUUGGGCUAAAGUAACGAUCAGCACAUGUUGGCCACCAGUUAAAUAUAACUUUCACCUUUCUCUGGUGUAGCCAUAUUAUAAUUCCUAUCAAAACAGAUUCCUUUUUAUCUCUUUAGCUUAGUCGUGCCCACCACAAAAAUUCAAAUAACUGGAACUCUUUAAAGUAAAAAUUGAAGCACUCUUCUAGUAGAUUGUCAUCGCAGACUCUUGUUGGAUAGAAUUGGAAUACCUUUUCCACAAAGGGCUGUGAAGAUGUACAAUCUUUUCUAUAUUACGGAGCUUAGCUGCCUUGAAUUGAAAUCCUUCCUCUACUCUUUCCUUGUAAGCAGUAUAACAGGCUGCCUGUAAUGAAGAUAUUUGCUGUGUUGUCCUUUGAUUUAAAGCUGUUUUUAUUGAUAUGUAUGUAUAUCUAUUUAUAUUUAUAAUUUAAACAUUUACAAUGUGCUUCAGGUACAGGAUGGCAUUCCUUUCAUCCAUCCAGUAAUUUUAAAAGGGUAUUUAUUGCUGUGAUAAUAUCAAUAAUGCUUUUAGUGAAUGUUUAUAUACACAUAUAUGCAUAUAUGUACAUAUAUAUGUAUAUUUAUAUAUUGCAUACAAUGUGCUAUAUAUGUGAAAGGUUCUCUGUAUUCACCUUAAAAAGCAGGUGAUUGAGGUAGUAUGCAGCCAAACUCAUCAUGAGAAUUUGAUAGUUUGGUGGUGACAGUUAAGAUGAAAAUCACAUACUUCCCAGUGGGACUGGGUGUCAGCUGGGACCAGUAUUAUUUGUACAAAACACAUUUAAUGAAGCCGUUCCAUCUGUCUGGGCUUUUGGAAAGAGCAGAGUGACCUUAUGGUGACAGAAUGAUCAAGUAGGGUCCAGUUAUCAUUUUUUUGGGGGGGGAUGAAGGUCAGAUAGGCUAGAUAAUGCAUCUUCUUUUUCAGAGGCAGGCAUUGUGGGAUAAAGGGAUAGCUGUAUUCAGCAGUCCACUAACAGCUGAUAGUAAUUCAGAACAUGACAAAUUAAUAAAAUUAGAUUUUGGUCAUUCUGAAUACCAGUUGAAGCUCUAGACACAACUUUCAAAACUUUAGGUAAAAUAAUUCAUGCAUGACACCCUGGGGUUCCAAAACAGUAAAGAAUUUCUGUCUUCAUGUAUUUGAGUUGCUUUGAAUUCAAUGAUACCAAAGAUUUUUUUACAGGUGAAAUACCAUAUUAGAACAUUCAUCCUAAAAAAUCUUAGGCACAGUGAUCCAAAUUAAAAUUGUUCUUUCUUCCAACUCCAGUUUUAUCUGAUGUCCUAUUUAUAUUGCCUUUAAAAAAAAAGUCAUCAGAGGAAAAAAUAACGUAUUUUGAAAGUUAUCAGGAAUUCAGUACAGAUGUAAGAAAAAAAUAAGUGUAAGUUUAUAAUAAAAAUUCUGAUAUGGCUAAAGUUUAGUAAUGGGAGAAAAAAGGAUCUCUCCCUUAACUGGAGAACAAAUUUAAUUGUAGUAAAAGAACAUUGCCCAUCUCUUUUGUCUGUUUUCAAUUCUUUGGGGUCUCAUUUUGUUUGAACUAUAGGAAAUAGUUCUGUCUUUUCAUUGCCUAAUUCAAAAGAAAAAUGAGAACAUGCAGUAUUAAUGUUAGCUAAAAACUAGCUGUGAUCGUCUCUGUUUAAGUUUUACCUAUCUGUAUGUAUUCUAAGACUAAAAUUGUAAUAUGGGGAUGUGUGUUGCUGUUUUUGGAGAUGAAAAUGAGAAGGAAUGCAUAGUUCAUAAUUCAACAGAAUGGACUACCACUGCUUUGAUCUCAAAUGGAGAUUUGACCCAAGAGAAUCAUGGGUCAGUCAGUCAAGCAUUUAUUAUUCAUCUACUGGGUAGUGGUCACUGCGGAUAUAAAGGUAAAAAUGAAACAGGCUUUCCCCCCUGAGAGUUUAUAUUCUACCAGAGAGACAUGUCCAUAUAAAUAUAUGUGAAAUAAAUCAAAGGUCAUCUGUGGGUGGGGAUCCUCAGGAGGUGUGUAGUGCUUUUACCUUAAAAUACCCGUGGCAGCAUUACCAUAAUGAAGAUGCAAGAAGGGCUAUUGAUUCUGUAGGUGUUAAGGCUACUCCCCUUGAUUUAUGUUUUGGCCUAAAUUUUGAAGAGUGAAAAAUGUUAUAUAUAAGCUACACAACCACCCAUUAUAAAGGUUGCCUCAAAACCCCAAUCAUGACCUGUUCAUUCAUAUAUAUUUUGCAAAUGAUGUCCUAUAUCCUAAUAUAUAAGGGAUAUGAAGCAAUAAAUACCGUGCAAUACUUGCCAACAUUUCUUAUUAAAACAGUAGUUGAUAUUUAGUGAUAUUGGAUGGGAAUAGUUAACUUUGUUUUUUUAAUGCUUUCCAGAAAAACAUUUCCAAGGUUGGCUGUUGCAAAAAGAGAAACAAUUUGUGGAAGGGCUGGAUUGAGGAAACAUAGACAUGAUUUUGCUAAUGCAAUUCACAUAACAAACGUAACUACUGAAUACAAUAUUUUGUUGACUAUUGAAAGCUAAAUACAUUAUGUAAACACAGUCACACUUUUGUUUGUAAUGAUUUUUGUUAGUAUAAGCACACAGUCAGCACAAACUGAGCCAGGACUUUCAGACCAGAUCUUGCUGAUUAAAAUAAAUAAUUUUGUAAAAUCUUUAA